Messenger RNA from Xyrauchen texanus (razorback sucker), 1164 nucleotides. Its product is annotated as transcription factor 21-like. The record is from RefSeq and is a predicted model, not a curated record. Lineage: Eukaryota; Metazoa; Chordata; Actinopteri; Cypriniformes; Catostomidae. Gene Ontology annotation, molecular function: DNA-binding transcription factor activity, RNA polymerase II-specific; protein dimerization activity; RNA polymerase II transcription regulatory region sequence-specific DNA binding. The transcript is spliced from 2 exons. Bases 250 to 738 code for a protein of 162 amino acids. Gene Ontology annotation, biological process: regulation of transcription by RNA polymerase II; skeletal muscle tissue development.
GCAAGAUACAGUCUGACAUUUUUAACAGCCUUCUACAUUCAGGAGAUGCUGAAUGACCUUGAACUUUGGGUACUUUUAUAAUGGCCUUGUACUGAUGUCCUGUCUGAGCUUCUUUGCAAUUUGAAAUUAAGGCUGCAGCUGUUGCAUUGAGCCUUCAGCAAGGACGUUAAAUAUAUUAUACCACUGCAAAACAGGACACAAAUUUGUUGAAAAGUAAGUUCUCCACUCUGAGGAACAGGUGCAGUCACAAUGUCCACCGGUUCAGUGAGUGAUCCUGAAGACGUCCAGGAGCUGUCAAUCACUGGCAUGGACCAACGUUCUCUAGAAAACUCAGAAGAUGAAUUCAGAGGUAAUGAUAAUCUGAAAGGAAAGACAAAACGACUACGAGUUGGUGCCAACAACAAACAGCAAAUGAAGAUGGCAAAAGAUGGCCGACAGUCUCAGAGAAACGCAGCUAAUGCCAGAGAGAGGGCACGGAUGAGAGUCCUGAGUAAAGCUUUCUCACAGCUGAAGACCAGCCUGCCAUGGGUACCAGCAGACACCAAACUGUCAAAGCUGGACACCCUGCGUCUGGCAUCCAGCUAUAUAUCUCACCUCAGACAACUUUUACAAGAAGACAGAUACGAGAACAACUUUGUUCAUCCUGUAAACUUGACCUGGCCUUUUGGGGUCUCAGCACGAUUAGAGGACACCAAAGACAUUUCCCCAGCGGUCAGACUAUGUGGAGCUACAGCAUAAACAUCUGGCACCUCUAUGUCUUUUUCUCUUUUAUCUCACACUGUCUGUACUCAUGCACUUCCUUUGAACUUACAGCAAGGGCCAUUACACUGUGAGGACAACAUGUGCUACAUACAAGAAGAUGAAUAGUAGCAAAAUCAUUGGAAACCAUCUGUCUUCAUAGACUUUAAUGCUUGCACAUACAUUUGGAAUUCAGUAAAAGAUGUUUCUUUAAUUGCAUUCUAUUACUAGAAAGUAAAAAAAGAGUAUCUCUUAUGGUUGAUUAUUUUGCUUAUAAUAAUGAUACAGUGAUGAUGCUUAUUCUUGCAAAGAAAUGCAAAUAUUACUAUAUAUGCAGUAUAUGUUUGAUUAAUUUUAAAUGCUUUCUGUAUUACUACCAAGGCAGUAACACCUGAAAUAUUGGAAUCCAUUGCUUAGGUCAGAAAA